UUCACACAUGCUACAGAGGUGGAUUCUCUUUCCUAGAGGUUGCCUGACCCUGCGGGGGGAUUUCUCUCUACUGCUACCUGCGCAAAUUAUUCCUUUGGCUCGCCUCGGGUGAUUUGUCGGGACUUGAUGUGAGAUAAUUACGCGUAGGUUACCGGAUCGCUGAGGUGGAUGAGUUACGUCGACUACUUCUCGGGGACUUUCCCUUAAAAACAUUUAAACGUGAGAUCACUGAAGAGCUGUACUUUCCGUGCAUUUCUCCGAGCCGAUGUCCCAGCUGAUUCGCGGCGGCUCAGUCCGUGGGAUCGAGGUUGGACGGUGAGGCUGAUGCGCGCCGUCGGACCUUUUGGACACGCAGAUUUUGACGGAUCAUUUAUCAGAGCUGCUUUUGGAUCCUACUCGAUUGUCUAAUAUUGAUCUUCAAUAAAUUGGCCGGUCGACAGGAAAGAGAGCAGCAGUGUGGGGAGGAUGUGGCUUGCGCCAAUCGACCGUUGGUCUGAACCGACUCGACCUGCUUUACCUGGACGCUUGCGGAUGAUUUUGCGCCUUUGAAAUCUCGCCUGGACAUCCGCACCAGCCAACCAGGACUCUGAUGUUAAAAUACAAAGGCUGAACACUGAAUCCUUUACUCAAGACGGCAAGUGAAGAUGGUUCCUACGUGUUUAACGUAUAUUUCAUUAGAUUGGCAUCCAGUCUGAUAAACAUAAUCAGCGAUGUAGUCAGCUUGUUCAUCUGCGUGCUGAUCAUUUGCAGUAAAUACUCACAUCUGCUCAAAAGGGAGACUAUGAAGAUGAUACUCUUGCGUAAAUUCCGGGUUUUGAUCCUUAUGGUGUUUCUCGUUGCCUGCUCGAUGCACAUUAUGAUAGACUUGUUACCAAAGCUGGAGAGGCGCAGCAACAGCGGCUGCUCCUGCUCCCACACGCCGAGCGAGGAGCCUCAGAACUGGGGGAAGCAGGGCUGGCCUAACAAGCACACCCUGCGGAUCCUCCAGGACUUCAGCAACGAGCCCAACUCGAACGUGUCCUCCCACUCUCUGGAAAAGAUUCCGGUUACAGGCGACAAAACGGAGGGGUUCAGGCGGCUGGAGCAUUACGCGCAACGCGCAGACAGGAAGCGCCAGUUCAUCCAGGACAGCACAGUAACCAAGAACAUGCCGGCCAGGGGUUCAAGGUUGUCGGCUCUCUACGACCAUCCCUUAUAUAAAAGAUCCCAGCCGCCUCUGACGGACGAGGACACGCUGUUCAACGUCAACACGGACAUCAGAUUUGACCCCAAAGCCGCAGAGGAUCAGGAAUGGCACGGUGAAGGCAACAUGGACGAGUUCAGCCCAACAGGGGAGCUGACGGCCGACUCCUACCCCAACUGGCUCCGCUUCCACAUUGGGAUUAAUAGAUUCGAGCUGUACUCCAGGCACAAUCCAGUGAUUGAUGCUCUUCUGAAGGACCUGGUCUCCCAGAGGAUCACCAGCGUGGCAAUGAAGUCCGGAGGCACCCAGCUAAAGCUGAUUAUGACUUUCCAGAACUACGGGCAGGCUCUCUUCAAACCCAUGAAGCAGACCCGGGAGCAGGAGACCCCGCCAGACUUCUUCUAUUUCUCCGACUUUGAAAGACACAACGCCGAGAUCGCUGCCUUCCACCUGGACAGGAUCCUGGACUUCCGCCGCGUCCCUCCCGUGGCCGGCCGGCUGGUCAACAUGACGAAGGAGAUCCGAGACGUCACCCGAGACAAGAAGCUCUGGAGGACCUUCUUCAUAUCACCAGCCAACAAUGUGUGUUUCUACGGGGAGUGUUCGUACUACUGCUCCACUGAGCAUGCGCUGUGCGGGAAGCCAGACCAGAUAGAAGGAUCGCUGGCCGCCUUCCUGCCCGACCUGGCCCUCGCCAAACGCAAGACCUGGAGGAACCCCUGGAGACGCUCCUACCACAAACGCAAGAAGGCAGAAUGGGAGGUGGACCCAGAUUACUGCGAGGAGGUCAAGCAGACUCCACCGUAUGACAGUGGAACUCGACUGCUGGACAUCAUGGACAUGACCAUCUUUGACUUCCUCAUGGGGAACAUGGAUCGCCACCAUUACGAGACAUUUGAGAAGUUUGGGAACGAGACCUUCAUCAUUCAUCUGGACAAUGGCAGAGGAUUUGGGAAGCACUCCCAUGAUGAGGUCUCCAUUCUGGUGCCGUUAACCCAGUGCUGCAGGGUAAGGAAGUCGACCCACUUGCGUCUGCAGCUGCUGGCUAAGGAGGAGUACCAGCUGUCCACCCUUAUGGCUGAGUCCCUGGUGAGAGACCGCCUCAGCCCCAUCCUCAUCCAGCCACACCUGGACGCCAUGGACCGACGGCUACGCCAGGUGCUGAAUGUGCUGGCUGACUGCAUCGAAAAGGAGGGCUACAGUUACGUGGUGGAGGACGACCUGCAGGGGGAGCGAGGGACGGAGCACACCCACACCGGCCCACGACGGAGGUAGCUGGCUGGGCGAGGGGGCCCAUAACUGGAUAGGACAGAAUCCCUGGAGAUAGAAGACUGGACACGCUGGAUCCAGUCAUCGUCUUAAACUGUACGAACAGAUGAGCUUCAUCUGUACUUAAAUUUACAGAGGACCAUGUGUUGACUUGCUGAACUCAUAGACGAGCUGUCUGGAACUGGAGGCCUGCUGGAUAGGACUGGACUCGCCCCGUGAUGAGCAGGGCAAUGACUCAAUGGGUGCUGAUGUUAAAGACACAGUCGAUGUUGAAGCGGACAGUGGGACGGAGCCGGAACUAGAAACUGGAAACCCCACAUCACCUAGACUCCUUAAAAUAUCCAACCCCGACCCUCGUGUAGGCUAUUUAUCACCACAGCUCACCCAAACAACCACCGACCCACCGCAGCACUACCAAACCAUGAAAGUCUUGCAAGAGACGCCUUCUCUUCGUCUUGUUUAGGACUCUUUUUUGAAUUCAGUGAAUUCUGAGGGACUUGUAAAGAAUCCCCCCACCCCACCCCUCUGCACAGCUGAAUUAUGUGUUUCUAUGUAUUGUUGGUAUUUGCGAGUGCUUUAGUUUGAACAUUCAUCGUGGAGGAAGAGGAGAUUGACUUCCUGUUGUCUUAAUGAGCGAAAAGAUGUUUUAUUGAUUUCCUGCGAAAUGUUUUACUGCAUAAUGUCUUUUUUUUAUUAUUAUUAUUUCUGCUGAGCCUAUUUCAGCUGUUGUCUUUUAUUAUUGGUAUUCGAGAUGGAAAUAUUUGAUUGGAGUACAGGUUUACUCCUGGAUUUGUCAGUUAAUUUUUGCCCAUCAAAUGUCACUUGUCCUUGAGAGAGUAUUUAUUGAAAUUCAUAUUUAUUGUUUGAAAUUAAUAAUGCAUAAUCACCAACACUUUGUCUCCGUCAUUGAAUUAAUGCUCUGUUACAGGUGUGUACUUCCUCAUCUGUCCAAAAGAGGGCAAAACAAGCAUGUGCAAAAGUAGCUACCAGGUCUGUGCCUCUCAGUAAAGUUAACCUCCAUAUUUCACCCCCCUGGUAAUUAAACCUGCUUUAAUAUUUGUUUACAGCUACCAAAUUAUUGUCAUGCAACAGCAGUCCAACCAUUUAAAUACACAUAAGUAUCCAUCAGAUUCAAAGGAACAAGAAAAUUGAUCUACACCUGUGUUUACAACAUUUAAUCUAUUUCAAACUGCUGUUCCUGUUUUUAAUUUCUUUUCCAUGUGACAGAUUUGAGGUUAGAUUUAUGGUACCAAAAGCCAAAUGUGACACUAACAGUUUUAUAUUAUUGUUUCUUUGUAAUAUAUUUGAUGUCCAGAUGUUGCUGUUGUGGAGAGAUUAUUUUUGGGAUGUAGAUUUCUUUCAUUUCCCAACAGCUGAUAGCUAAACUGUUGGGAGUCGACGAUUCAGUCAUUGGCUGAAAGUUAAUAUAUACAGUAGGAAAAUCUAGUGCCUGUGCAAUGAUAGAAAUACUUGAAUGUCUGGUUUCAUGACCGAAAGGUUUAAGGUUAAACUACUCCCGGGUACGAGCUAUAGAUAAGAUACCGAGGUCUAUAUGUAUGUGUAUGCUGACUCCAUCUAUUCCAUAAGGGAUUUUAUAUAAGUUUCCAUAGUCCUGUGUCAGUGCAGUGUGUAUGGAGGUAUGGGUGGAUCCAUGGAGAACCUUAGAUCACGUGUCUCUGCAGUGAAAAUGCUUCUUUUUUAAUUCAACUCAUUGUUUCUGUGGAUUUUUUGCAUUUCUUUGCAUCAUGGUAAAAGUGCAAUAAAACAAAAUGAGCAGAA
Molecule: messenger RNA, 4231 nt
Organism: Myripristis murdjan (pinecone soldierfish)
Lineage: Eukaryota; Metazoa; Chordata; Actinopteri; Holocentriformes; Holocentridae
Gene: fam20cb
Product: FAM20C golgi associated secretory pathway kinase b
Exons: 11
Coding region: 782-2458 (558 amino acids)
Biological process (GO): protein phosphorylation; enamel mineralization
Cellular component (GO): Golgi apparatus
Molecular function (GO): protein serine/threonine kinase activity
Source: RefSeq, a predicted model, not a curated record